AUUCAUGAAGAAAAGAAAAGGCCAUGCUGUUCUAAAUGUAGAAAUCAUUGUGUAUUGAGUCCAUUGAAGGGUCACAAGAGAAGAUGCCUAUAUAAGGACUGUCAGUGUCCCAAAUGUCAAUUGGUGGAGGCCAGAAGAGACAUAUCUAAACGUCAAAUUGCUCUGAGGAGACUACAGAUUGAAGAAGAGAAUUAUGGU
Molecule: messenger RNA, 198 nt
Organism: Lottia gigantea (owl limpet)
Lineage: Eukaryota; Metazoa; Mollusca; Gastropoda; Lottiidae
Exons: 1
Biological process (GO): regulation of transcription by RNA polymerase II; sex differentiation
Cellular component (GO): nucleus
Molecular function (GO): DNA-binding transcription factor activity, RNA polymerase II-specific; RNA polymerase II cis-regulatory region sequence-specific DNA binding
Source: RefSeq, a predicted model, not a curated record